This is a messenger RNA of Drosophila teissieri, 982 nucleotides long. RefSeq lists its product as uncharacterized. The record is from RefSeq and is a predicted model, not a curated record. NCBI's taxonomy places the organism in Eukaryota, Metazoa, Arthropoda, Insecta, Diptera, Drosophilidae. Bases 260 to 625 code for a protein of 121 amino acids. The transcript has a single exon.
UGGAGUUUUGAGUUUUUGCACAGGUGGCUGGCAGUGACCUGGAUGCACUGCACCUGUCGCCUGUCAAGUGGCUGCUAAUGCGAUUAGGGAGGACACCGAAAACGGGAUUGGCACUCGGGACAGGGAACUCAGAGAACUCAGCUGCCAAUCAGGUGGGCCAGCCACAAACUUCACACAUUUCGGACACAUAUAUCCACUCCACAACCAGAAGGACACAGAGCUAAGUAAACAAACCCCACACCCUUACACCCCUGACAAGAUGCCGGCGGACAUAGUGACCACGGAGCAGCUGCGCUACCAGCUCGCCUUCAGCCAUGCCAUGGAGAGGACGACGCGGCACUGGCAGGAGACCUUCGCGUGGUACCCGAGGAUGCAGUGCUGCCACUACCAGCGGAUCGACCAGAUCUAUCUGGAGAGUCGCCAGCGGUACGGCGACGGCCACUUCCUCAAGUACGCCAGCCGGAGGCGCCUGGCCAAGAAGUUCAUGGUCACUGCCGAGGAGGUGGCGGACGAUCUGGAGGAUCGGAAGAUGCUGGAGAAGGACGGCAUUACGGGCCUCAAAGUACCGGCCACCGAGAACGGGGAGUACGGCCGGAUGAAGCCCUCGAAGCUGUACUUGUGCUAGGACUCCCUGUGACCAGCCGGGUGUCACUCUGCAAUCUGCACUCUGCACCCCAAUCCUCUCCAGAACCACUCGCAAUUAAACUAUCAUUCUCCGCUGACAAUGCAACUCUCAAUGGCCGUCACUCAUUACGCGAUUUUAGCAUGACCGUGCGCAUAAUUAACAAGGUGAAAACGUCAGUUCCACCUGCAACUGGUUGCACCACCCCGCCCCACCCCGCCGCCGAAGCGAGUGCUCACUGUACCUUCUCCUACUGGGGCGCGGUUGAAAAGUUCGCACAGGUAAUUAAGUGAUCGCGUCUGUCCACUCGAUGAGAUGACUCGCCUCGUUUGUUCGCGAUCUCGGAAACUGCUUUAUGGC